AUGGCUUCAGCCAGCUACAUCUCAUCUCUGCUGGGGCGCCUGCACAGUGGCAGCGAUCAUCAGGCACUGCAGGCUGCCAGGACGCUGCUUGACCUCUCUUGUGAUAGCGAUGACCACCUGGCAGCCAUCAUAGCGGGCGGCGACAUUCAAGCUCUGGUUCAGCUGAUCAGCAGUAGCGAUGCUAGUGACGAUUUGCUGGAGGCCGCAGCCUUGCUGCUGCGCAAACUUACUGUCGACAGUCCUGGGAACAACGCAACUUUCGCAAUGGCCGUUGGCAUCACAGGUCUGGUGCAGCACCUGCGUGUCAGCCGUAGCAGCGACAGGGUGCAGACGCAAGUAAUUGCGGCGCUUGCGAACCUCAUUCAAAACCCUGAGCUCGGGGUGGCCGCUACGGCUUCCGGCGUCAUCCCUCUGCUGGUGCAGCACCUGCGCAGUGGAUGCAGCGAGGACAUGCAGCUAGCUAUAGCCAUGUCGCUUGGGAGCAUUGCCACGUGCAGCAGUGCCGGCAGGGCAGCCAUCGGCGCGGCCGGAGCCAUCCCUCUGAUGGUGCAGCUCCUGCGCAGCAGCGGCAGCGAGGAGGUGCAGGUGGCAGCCGCCGGUGCGCUUGGCUGCCUCUCUUGGGACAGCCCCGAGAGCAGUGCGGCCAUUGCGGCCGCAGGUGCAAGGGUGUAA
Messenger RNA from Chlorella variabilis, 672 nucleotides. RefSeq lists its product as hypothetical. NCBI's taxonomy places the organism in Eukaryota, Viridiplantae, Chlorophyta, Trebouxiophyceae, Chlorellales, Chlorellaceae. The coding region runs from base 1 to 672 and encodes 223 amino acids. The transcript is spliced from 2 exons. The record is from RefSeq and is a predicted model, not a curated record. Gene Ontology annotation, molecular function: protein binding.